AUGUCCUCGGAACUCAUUGAUAAGAUCCAACAACAUACCAAAUCGAAUGUGACAAAAAAUUUCGUGAGAACGGUCGAAAAUCUUGCCAAGGUGCACCAUCUAGAUGCGAAUAAGUUUGCAAGUGCAUGCAUGGCACUGGGCAAAUUUAAAGGACAGGAUGAGUUUUUAAAGCAACUACACUUGGAUCUUACUGCAGGCAGUAUGGUACAAUCAGGCUUGACGGAUGACCUAAGUCAAAAUGCCAAUGUUUCCCGUCAAGCUGAUAAAAAGAAUUCAUCGCGCACCCCACGAAAACUGGGAACUCGAGGCUUACAAUUUGAUGAUGACGAUGAAGAACCCAUCGAGGAGCAUCAAGUACACUCCGCCAAAUUGGACGAGCCGGUCACACCUUUGGGGCGAGUAAACUUCAAAAAAUUGAGCAAAGACAAAGCGCAAAGGCUGAAGGAAUUCUCGGAACCCAACAAAGAACCAAGCACUUCAACUCCCAAUGAAUCUCUUCAGCUGGCGAUCCCUGAAAUGGUCGCAUUUCAGCAGCCUACUCCAGACGCGAAUAAAUCCGAGGAAAAAGAAGAUGAUGCUUCUGCUUUUGAAGACGAUAGUGCAACUGAAGAUCAAAAACUGGACGAAGACAGAGACUGGUAUAACCACGAUGAUGAUUAUGGUAAUGAGGUUUUUGACACGCAAGACAUUAAUGAGAAAGAACAGUGGGGAAAUGGAGAUAAGUCUAUGACAAGAAAAAAAUUGGGAAAUCGCAAAGACACUCAUUCUCAGAUUCAUUUGUCAACGAUGUCUUUAAGUCAGAGACAAGAUUUUUUACCUCCAUUUCUGCUCAAAUAUGCGAAAGAUCCUGCAGCUUUUGCCAGUAUUGGUGGGCUUAUCGCCUCCCAAAACUCGUCAGAUCGCAGAGUCAUAGACUCGAUCCGAAAUGCUGAAAGUGAUUUUUCCGUCAAUGCUAAAAAGGGCAGCCGCCUUGUUGCAGAAAGACGUAAUAGAGAAGUGCACAAGUCAAAAAUGCAAGAAACGGCUGAGCUUAAGGGAACAGCUAUGGGUCAGGUUAUAGGACUUAAAGAAACCGGGAAGGAUUCUGCAAGAAGUGACCCAGAAACCCCAGACCAAGCUCAACAUUCAGAGUCUUUCGAGCAAAUUCAAGCAGCGAGAAAGUUACUUCCGGCUUACAAGGUCAAAUCCGAGCUUCUUCGAAUUAUAAGAGAUAAUCAAGUUGUUAUUGUCAUCGGAGAAACAGGCUCAGGGAAAACCACGCAGCUGGCCCAAUUCUUGAAAGAAGAUGGCUACUGUAAUGAUGGCCAGAGCAUCGGCUGUACACAACCUCGACGUGUCGCUGCUAUGUCAGUGGCGACAAGAGUUGCAUUGGAAAUGGGGGUCAAGCUGGGUCAUGAAGUAGGGUACUCCAUUAGAUUCGAAGACAAAACUUCGCAUCGCACCAGGAUUAAGUUCAUGACAGACGGUAUACUUUUAAGAGAAACUCUCAUGAGCAGCAUGCUGGACAAAUACAGCUGUAUUAUAAUGGAUGAAGCACACGAGCGUUCGUUGAACACGGACAUCUUGUUCGGUAUCUUUAAAAAUUUGCUUUCAGCUCGCAGGGACCUGAAGCUUAUUAUAACAUCUGCUACUAUGAACGCGGCUAAAUUCUCUCAAUUUUUUGGUGCUGCACCUUUGUUCACCAUCCCUGGUCGGACGUUUCCAGUUCAGACGGUUUUUUCUAGGCAUCCUGUUAGUGACUACGUUGAGUCAGCAAUAGUUCAAGCCAGUAAAAUUCACCUUUCUUUCCCCAUUUCAAGUGGUGACAUUCUCAUCUUUAUGACAGGUCAAGAGGACAUUGAAGCAACUUGCGAAGGGUUACGCGAGAAACUCACUGGGAUUUACGCCAAAAAAAAGUCAAGAGGUUCCGAGGCCGAAGAACUCGAUGAUAUUGACAUUUUGCCGAUUUAUUCUGCUUUGCCUGCGGACGUUCAAGGUCGGAUUUUCAACUCGACGCCAAAUAAGCGAAAAGUGGUUGUCGCUACAAACAUCGCCGAAACUUCGUUGACCGUAGACGGCAUCAAGUAUGUUAUUGAUUGUGGCUACUCAAAGUUAAAGGUAUACAAUCCUCAGAUUGGUUUAGACAGUCUUCAAAUGGUGCCUAUAUCAAUGGCUAGUGCCAAUCAACGAUCGGGAAGAGCGGGACGCACUGGUCCGGGCAUUGCAUAUCGGCUAUACACGGAGGACUCUUUCUUUGACGAUAUGUAUGUUCAAACGAUACCGGAAAUACAAAGAACGAAUCUGUCCAACACUCUGCUCCUGCUGAAGUAUUUGGGAUUCAGCGAUCUGAUAUCCUUUCCCUUCGUCGAUCCACCACCGGAACAGAUAACAAUCUCCUCUCUUUUUGAAUUGUGGACUGUCGGUGCCCUUGACAAUUUCGGCGAAUUGACGAAGCUUGGCAGACAGAUGGCCGCGUUUCCAUUACAACCACCAUUAUCAAAGAUGUUGUUGAACGCCUCCAUGAGUGGAUGCAGUGAAGAGAUUCUCACGAUCGUGUCUAUGCUUUCUGUACCCCAGAUCUUCUAUAGACCAAAGGAACGGCAGGAAGAGUCAGAUCAGGCACGGGCACGGUUUUUCGUGCCUGAAUCAGAUCACCUCACUUUACUUAAUGUCUACGCUCAGUGGAAAGCAAAUAACUAUUCUGCAAGCUGGUGUAGGCGCCAUUUUCUGCAAUUUAAAUCCUUACAGAGGGCAAAAGACAUUCGCGAGCAGCUAACAGUUUUAAUGGAGAGGAAAAAUGUACCUCUUGUUUCGUCAGGUAGCGACUGGGAUGUUAUCAGAAAAUGCAUUUGCUGCGGGUAUGCUCACCAAGCUGGCAGGCUUUCAGGUUUAAGUAAAUACGCACACUUGAGAAAUGGUCUAGAAAUGCGUGUUCAUCCAGCAAGUGCACUUUUUGGUGCAGGAGAUUUGCCCUCAUACGUGGUUUACCACGAAAUGCUACUUACAACCAAUGAAUAUAUCAACAUGGUUACUGCUGUGGAUCCCCUCUGGCUAAUUGACUACGGAUUGCUGUUUUACAAUAUUAGUCGGAGAAAAGAAGAAGAGGAAGAUCAAGGUUUGUACGCCGAUGAGAGUCCUCGAAGUUUAAAAGACAGCAUUGAUUUGGCAAUAGAGCGCGCUUUGAUGAAGAAAGAAAUAGUAAAACGACAACUCCUGAAGGACAGAGACAUGGCGACCGUUGAAUGUGAAAAAGAACCUUUUGGUGGAAAAGUGCAAAGCGCUAAAGAAGAGCCCAAGGCGAAAGUCGGUUUCAAAAGGAGGCGACCGUUUUAG
Lachancea meyersii CBS 8951 is the source of this 3312-nucleotide messenger RNA. The record is from the annotation of a GenBank genome assembly. Lineage: Eukaryota; Fungi; Ascomycota; Saccharomycetes; Saccharomycetales; Saccharomycetaceae.